Molecule: messenger RNA, 192 nt
Organism: Fusarium oxysporum Fo47
Lineage: Eukaryota; Fungi; Ascomycota; Sordariomycetes; Hypocreales; Nectriaceae
Exons: 2
Coding region: 1-192 (63 amino acids)
Source: RefSeq, a predicted model, not a curated record
AUGGGCGCCUUCAACCCAAACAAUGAGACGUUUCUAGAUGGUAUUGAAUGGAUUUACGGGAAAAAGGCUGAUGGGACACCGAACUACGGAUGGGAAGGCGAGGGAGACAAGAUGAAGGUUACAGUCUUCACAGAGGAACCGAAGGACUUGAAGGAGAUGUUGCAGACCAUCGGACAGAUUGAUAAAGGCUAA